AUGCAAAUCUUGCGAAUUCUCGAUGCUCUGCACACGGCCAUCCUUGAGGCCUUGUGGGCACUUAAAAACACCGGGCCAUCUUCUUCUGCCCCUCAGCAAGUGGCGCCGCUAAAGGCCUCUCAAUCCUCUAUCCACAAUGAUGUGAGCGCUGCAACUAGUGAAGAGUUGCUGGAAGUUGAGCUCACAGCGUCAAUCCUGGAGGCCAAUUCAGGAACCAUGUUGGAGGUCCUUUACAUUGAGGUCAAAGAUUCAAUCAAUGGUUUCUAUCGAAUGUCGAUCCUGUUGAGCAACACCUCCAGCAGAAGCCAGGUCCUGCGUUGGCCUUCCGCUGACAUUGCCGCGUAUCGAGAUUUCGAUAUAUCGCAUGUCAGGAGCAGAUUUCCAUCGAUAGCGCCCUGGCUUUCUGCUCACAUCGGCGAUGCCAUCACAUUGCGACGUGGAAACUUGAAAUAUUGGGAGAGACACCAUGGAAAAGAGGCUGCGGGAUUUGACAAUGACUUGGCCAAAGACGCCACGCGGUCUAAGACAGUGGCAACUACACUCUAUCGACAGACAGACUCGGCUGAAAGUAUUAUGGGUGAUUCUGCAUCUUCGACGGCGUCAUCUGGAACCUCAUAUGCGGCGUCUCUUCUUGAAGGAACAGCGCACAAUUUCUCCGGCCCCUCCGAAAGCUGA
Messenger RNA from Cladophialophora bantiana CBS 173.52, 675 nucleotides. RefSeq lists its product as uncharacterized. The record is from RefSeq and is a predicted model, not a curated record. The transcript has a single exon. Lineage: Eukaryota; Fungi; Ascomycota; Eurotiomycetes; Chaetothyriales; Herpotrichiellaceae. The coding region runs from base 1 to 675 and encodes 224 amino acids.